This is a messenger RNA of Talaromyces amestolkiae, 459 nucleotides long. RefSeq lists its product as uncharacterized. The transcript has a single exon. The record is from RefSeq and is a predicted model, not a curated record. Bases 1 to 459 code for a protein of 152 amino acids. NCBI's taxonomy places the organism in Eukaryota, Fungi, Ascomycota, Eurotiomycetes, Eurotiales, Trichocomaceae.
AUGGCUACCGAAAUGGGUUCCUUUUAUACACCUUCCACGACAGCCCAUGUGUCGCAGCACUCGUCACCCAUAGUCGAUGAGCUCAUCAGUAAGUAUUCGUCGUCCAUGAGCACAAGCUAUCGCACCGCAACGUCGCACGGCAAAAGUCACAAUUAUGUUCGACGCUGCGUCGAUCAGAUCCGUCUACUAUACUAUCGAUAUGAGGUGACAUUCGGUGUCUACGUCAUGACCCCCGGAGAAAAAUUUGUCGCAAACACUUUUGUCUUGGUGUCCCUGUUGCUGCUCAUCUGGGCCUCUCUUCUCUACUUUCCACAGCUACUUUUCCGGAAGAUAGGACGUAUGACCUGGCUUCUUACGGGUCACAGCGAAGAUGUGACUGCGCUUGCUGGCAUCUUUGAGCAGAGUUAUCUCAGUCCGACGGCAGCAGCUGCGAUCCCCGCAAGUUCCAUGGUGUCUUGA